This is a messenger RNA of Mytilinidion resinicola, 192 nucleotides long. RefSeq lists its product as uncharacterized. The annotation marks the transcript as partial. The transcript has a single exon. The record is from RefSeq and is a predicted model, not a curated record. NCBI's taxonomy places the organism in Eukaryota, Fungi, Ascomycota, Dothideomycetes, Mytilinidiales, Mytilinidiaceae.
GGCUACCACCCCCGGCUAUAUAAAAAAUCUAUUACUAUAGUGCUAUAUAAGCCGCAGAAAGCAUUAUAUAUAAUAGUAAAGGCCUAUAGGCCUAUUGCCCUCCUUAAGACUAUAGGUAAAAUACUAGAAAAAAUAGUAGCUAUACAACUAUUUAUACUUGCUAAAGUAAAAGAAAUACUCCCUCUAAGCUAA